Eriocheir sinensis (Chinese mitten crab) is the source of this 6390-nucleotide messenger RNA. RefSeq names its product myosin heavy chain, muscle-like. The transcript has 22 exons. Gene Ontology annotation, molecular function: actin filament binding; cytoskeletal motor activity; ATP binding. The coding region runs from base 229 to 5958 and encodes 1909 amino acids. The record is from RefSeq and is a predicted model, not a curated record. NCBI's taxonomy places the organism in Eukaryota, Metazoa, Arthropoda, Malacostraca, Decapoda, Varunidae. Gene Ontology annotation, cellular component: myosin complex.
UUGUGGGUUUGUGAGUGUUUGGCCAGCAGCUGUUUUCACAGAUCUCACCUUACAACCCGUUCCUCGAGCCGACCAGGCGGGACAUUGUGAAAAGCUUCACCAGACGCGCUCCGGUGGGUGCUACGGUCGGGUGUGUGCUCACAGUGGUGCAGUGAAGCGUGUCAAAGGGUCUCCGAACAACGAUUCUCCGGUUUGAACAUAAGACAGCUUUAGGCACCCACCACCACCAUGCCUGGCCACGUCAAGAAGAGCACGGGCCCCGACCCCGACCCCUCCCAAUGGCUGUAUAUUUCGAAUGAGAUGAAGAUGAAGGACUCCACCAAACCCUACGAUCCCAAAAAGUCUUGCUGGGUGCCUGAUCCUAAUGAGGGGUAUGUCGAGGGUAUGAUUCAGGGCACCAAGGGUGAGAAAAUUACUGUGAUGGCAAACGGUGAAACCAAGGAGUAUAAGAAGGACCAGGUCCACCAGGUCAACCCACCGAAAUACGAGAAAUGCGAGGACAUGUCCAACCUGACCUACCUGAACGACCCCUCCGUCCUCUACAACCUGAAGGCUCGCUACGUCAACCAGCUCAUCUACACCUACUCCGGCCUCUUCUGUAUUGUCGUUAAUCCCUACAAGCGUUACCCCAUCUACACCAACCGAACUGUCAAGAUCUACCAGGGCAAGAGGCGUAAUGAAGUGCCACCCCAUCUGUUUGCCAUCUCUGACGGUGCCUACAGUGCUAUGAUGCAAGUGGGUGGAAACCAGUCGAUGUUGAUCACUGGUGAGUCCGGCGCCGGUAAAACUGAGAACACCAAGAAGGUACUCUCCUACUUCGCCAACGUUGGUUCCACCCCCAAGAAGGAAGGAGAGGAGUCCGGCGAAAAGAAGAAGAACUUGGAGGACCAGAUCGUGCAGACCAACCCUGUGCUGGAGGCCUUCGGUAACGCCAAGACCGUCCGUAACGACAACUCCUCCCGCUUCGGUAAAUUCAUCCGUAUUCACUUCCAACCCAAUGGCAAGCUGUCUGGUGGUGACAUUGAGGUCUACCUGCUGGAGAAGGCUCGUGUCAUCUCCCAGCAGACUCUUGAGCGAUCCUACCACAUCUUCUACGAGAUGAUGUCCGACCAGGUCCCUGAGAUCAAGCCAUCAUGUCUGUUGAGCAACGACAUCUACGACUACCACUACGUAUCUCAGGGCAAAGUCACCGUGCCUUCCAUUGACGACGGCGAGGACAUGCAGUUCUGUCACGAAGCCUUCGAUAUCUUGGGCUUCACAAAGACUGAAGUGGAAAAUGUCUACAAGAUCACCGCAACCGUCAUGCACAUGGGUGAAAUGAAGUUCAAGCAAAAGGGUCGUGAGGAGCAGGCUGAACCUGAUGGCACUGAGGCUGGACAGAAGGUCGCAACGCUUUUGGGUACAGACGUCAAUGAUAUCUACCUGGCCAUCACGAAGCCCAAGAUCAAGGUUGGCACUGAGUUUGUGUCUAAGGGUAUGAACGUUGACCAAUGUAACUACUCCGUCGGCGCCAUGGCUAAAGCCCUCUUUGAUCGCGUCUUCAAGUUCAUCGUUUCCAAGUGUAAUGAAACCCUUGCCACCGGUCUCAAGCGCGCUACCUUCAUCGGUGUGUUGGACAUUGCCGGCUUUGAGAUCUUUGAAUUCAACGGCUUCGAGCAGAUCUGCAUCAACUUCUGUAAUGAGAAGCUGCAGCAGUUCUUCAACCACCACAUGUUCGUGCUGGAGCAGGAGGAGUACAAGAAGGAGGGUAUCAACUGGGUCUUCGUGGACUUCGGCAUGGACCUGCAGGCCUGCAUUGAGCUCUUCGAAAAGAAAAUGGGUCUCCUGUCCAUCCUGGAAGAAGAGUCCAUGUUCCCUAAGGCCACAGACAAGUCUUUCGCUGAGAAGCUGAACGCAAACCACCUCGGCAAGACUCCUUGCUUCAUUAAACCUAAGCCUCCCAAGGCUGGUCAACCUGAGGCUCACUUCGCCAUUGUGCACUACGCCGGCACCGUGAGCUACAACUUAAGUGGAUGGCUUGAGAAAAACAAGGAUCCCCUCAAUGACACUUUGGUUGACCUGCUGAAGAAAUCUUCCAAUGAACUCGCGGUUCAUAUCUUCGCUGACCACCCUGGCCAGUCUGGUGGUGAAGACAAGAAGGGUGGACGUGGUGCUAAGUCGGGUUCCUUCAAGACUGUGUCAUCGUCUUACAGGGACCAGCUGGCCAACCUCAUGAAGACUCUGAACGCUACUCACCCUCACUUCAUCCGUUGCAUUGUGCCCAACGAGACCAAGUCCCCGGGUGUUAUCGAUGCCGGCUUGGUGAUGCAUCAGUUGACUUGCAACGGUGUGCUUGAGGGCAUCCGUAUCUGCCGCAAAGGCUUCCCCAACAGGAUUAUUUACCCUGACUUUAAGCACAGAUACAUGAUCUUGGCCCCGAAGGAAAUGCUUGAAGCUAAGACUGAUAAGACUAUGGCCCAAGCUUGCUUCACAAAAGCCGGUCUGGAGGAAGAGUCGUACAGGCUGGGUAACACCAAGGUGUUCUUCCGCGCCGGUAUCCUGGGUAGGAUGGAAGAGCUGCGUGACGACCGCAUCUCCCUGCUCAUUUCCUGGCUUCAGUCUGCUAUCCGUGGAUACAUCUGCCGCAAGAGGUACGAAAAGCUCCAGAAGCAACGUGUCUGCCUGCUGGUAGUCCAGCGCAACAUCAGGAAGUACAUGAAGAUGCGCAACUGGAAAUGGUACGGCAUGUGGGUUGUUCUCAAGCCAACCCUUCAUGUUGUCAGCGUUGAGGAUGAGCUCCGAGCCCUUGAGGAGAAAGCCGAAAAGGCUGAAAAGGAGUAUCAGAAGAUGAUCAAGAAGCAUGCAGAACUCAAGAAGGUUCACGAUGGUCUCACUGACGAAAAGAAUGAGAUUGUGUCCGCACUCUCUUCUUCCAAGGGUGGAGCACAAGACUUUAUCGAUAAGAUUAACAAGCUCCAGGCCCAAAAGAAUGAACUCGAGGCCCAGUUCAAUGAAGCUUCGAAACGCCUGCGUAAUGAGGAGGAUGCUCGAAACAAGCUGCAACAGGGAAGUAAGAAAACUGAACAAGAGGUUGAUGGUCUAAGGAAGGACAUGGAGGAUUUGGAACAAGGAAUUCAGAAGGCAGAGCAGGAUAGGGCUACAAAGGAUCAGCAAAUACACAAUAUGAAUGAAGAGAUCGCCCACCAAGAGGAACUCAUUAAUAAGAUUAACAAGGAAAAGAAGCACCUGCAAGAAUGCACGCAGAAGACUUCUGAGGAUCUCCAGAAUCUCGAAGACAAGUGCAACCACUUCAUUAACGUUAAGGCAAAACUAGAGCAGAACUUGGAUGAGCUUGAGGACACUUUGGAACGCGAGAAAAAGCUUCGCAAUGACGUGGAAAAGACAAAGAGGAAGGUUGAAGGUGAUCUGAAGCUUUCACAAGAAGCUGUUGCUGAUCUGGAGCGAAACCAGAAGGAAAUUGAAGCAACUAUCCUCCGCAAGGAAAAGGAACACUCAGCACUGGUUAGCAAAAUCGAAGAAGAACAGGCCCAGUAUUCAAAGAUGCAAAGGCAAAUCAAAGAACAGCAAACCCGAGUGGAGGAUCUUGAGCAUGAAGCCGAGCACGAACGCCUGGCCCGCGCUAAGGCUGAGAAGGGAAAGACUACUUUGGCUCAGGAACUCUCGGAACUUGCAGAUCAACUGGAUGAAGCUGGAGGAGCCACCGCUGCCCAGAUUGAACUGAAUAAGAAGCGUGAGGCUGAAUUGGCCAAGCUCCGCCGUGACCUUGAAGAGAUCAACAUUCAGCACGAAGCCGCUCUUUCUCAACUCCGCAAGAAGCAUAACGAUACCAUCAAUGAAAUGUCCGAACAGAUUGAUCACUUGAAUAAGAUGAAGGCCAGGAUGGAAAAGGAUAAGGACACACUGAAGCGUGAAGCCGAGGACGCCAAGGCAGCUCUCGACUCUCUCGUUCACGAAAAGGCAGCUGCUGAGAAGACCGCUAAGCAGAUCCAACAGCAAAUCUCAGAAUCCACGGCCAAGCUGGAUGAGUUGAACCGCACUCUUAAUGACUUCGACUCAACUAAGAAGAAGUACUUGGCAGAGAACAACGACCUCCAGAGGCAGAUCGAGGAGGCUGAGAACCAGAUCGGUCAACUGUCGAAGCUGAAGCUGUCUCUGACCAACCAGCUGGAGGACCACAGGAAGCUAGCUGACGAAGAAAGCCGUGACCGUGCUACUCUGCUGGGUAAGUGUCGCAACCUUGAGCACGACAUUGAGGGUCUCCGUGAGCAGCUGGAGAUUGAGAGUGAAGGCAAGGGUGAUGUCCAGCGGAUGUUGUCAAAGGCCAGUGCUGAAGCUCAGAUGUGGCGCUCCAAGUACGAGAACGAAGGCGUAGCCCGAGUUGAAGAAAUUGAAGCUUCCCGUAUGAAGCUUGCCGCUCGCCUGGACGAGGCCGAAUCUCAGAUUGAGCAACUGAAUAUCAAGAACGUCAGCCUAGAGAAGGCCAAGCAACGCCUGCUUAGUGACAUUGAAGAGACUCAGAUUGCUGCUGAACGUGCGAAAACAUUGGCUGACUCGGCUGAAAAGAAACAGAAACACUUUGAUCGCAUUCUUUCUGAAUGGAAACUCAAGGUUGAUGAUCUCGCCUCGAAUCUUGAUUCAUCCCAAAAGGAAUGCCGUAACUAUUCUACUGAGGUAUUCCGCGUUAAGGCAGCAUAUGAAGAGAACCUGGAGCAGUUGGACUCAAUCCGUAGAGAAAACAAGAACCUCAAUGAUGAAAUUAAGGACCUUGUUGACCAGAUUGGUGAGGGAGGCCGUGCCUACCACGAAAUUGAAAAGCAAGUUAAGCGCCUAGAUAUCGAAAAGGAGGAACUUCAGGCUGCUCUGGAGGAAGCCGAGGCUGCCCUGGAACAGGAGGAGAACAAGGUUCUUCGCGGCCAGCUGGAACUCAGCCAAGUCAGACAGGAGAUCGACCGCCGCAUCCAGGAGAAGGAAGAAGAGUUCGAAAACACAAGGAAGUGCCACCAGCAAGCAAUGGACUCCAUGCAAGCAACUAUCGAAGCUGAAUCCAAGGCUAAGGCCGAAGCUCUUCGCCAGAAGAAGAAGCUUGAGUCUGACAUCAAUGAACUGGAAAUCUCUCUUGACCAUUCGAGUAAGGCCCACUCUGACCUGCAGAAGACCUUCAAGAAGCUCCAGAUGGAGUAUAAGGAUAUGGAGCUUAAGGUGGAGGAGCAGCAUCGCAUUGCAUCUGAGUUCCGUGACCAGUACAACAUGGCAGAGCGCCGUGGCAAUGCACUGCAGGGAGAGCUGGAAGAGUCUCGCUCUCUUCUGGAACAGUCUGACCGCGGCCGUCGUCAAGCUGAAUCAGAUCUUGCUGAUGCUAAUAGUCAUCUAAAUGAGCUGACCUCACAGUGUGGUGACAUGUCGCUGGCUAAGAGGAAAGUGGAAGGAGAAAUCCAAACCCUGCAGACUGACCUGGACGAGAUGCUAAGCGAAGCUAAGAACUCCGAGGAGAAGGCCAAGAAGGCCAUGGUGGACGCCGCACGUCUGGCCGAUGAGCUCCGCUCCGAGCAGGAGCAUGCCCAGAACCAGGAGAAGAUGCGCAAGGGUCUGGAGGUUUCCCUCAAGGAGCUUCAAGCAAGGCUUGAAGAAAGUGAGCUUAAUGCUCAGAAGGCCAUCAAGAAUGCUGUUGCCAAACUGGAAGGCCGUGUCCGCGACCUGGAGGUUAAUCUCUCUGAAGAGUCCCGCCAUUAUUCCGAUGCCCAGAAGAACCUGAGGAAGUGCGAGAGGCGCAUCAAGGAGCUCACCUUCCAGGCAGAAGAAGACAAGAAGAACCAAGAGAAGAUGCAGGACCUUGUUGACAAGCUGGGGCAGAAGAUGAAGACCUACAAGAGGCAGAUCGAGGAGGCCGAAGAAAUCGCCGCUCUCAAUCUGGCCAAGUUCCGCAAGGCCCAGCAGGAGCUCGAGGAAAAUUCUGCUUAAAAUCGCUGCACGUGGUAAUAAGUCAUUCCGUUAAUGUUCAUCAAUACCACCACAAACAAAAGCACGAUCAAGCCGUUUCGGGGAUUAUCCAAUUAGCAUUGUCCAAUUUUAUGACUUCCAUAAGAUUUUCUCGAAAUUUAGCCCAUUUAGCAUGCAGAUAUGAUCAAUACAUAAAUUGAACGGCUCGCAACUAAAAUCUGUGUAACUUGUGACAGCUAAGUUGAAUUUUUAUCAUUGGUAUAUCAGUUAUCUUUAUAUAAUUGUUUAUACUAUUUUCUUUUAAUAUUUUCAUUAUAAUAAUUAUAAUAAUGAUAAAAACAACCAACAUCACUACUACCAGAGACUAGUUAUGACGAUGAAGUAUACUUGGCCUGGCGCUAAACUGGGCAAUAUAUUCGUGAGGAUGUUUUAAAUAAAUAUUCUCCCAUAACA